AUGAAGGCCUACAGCCACAGGCAAGUAAACUGUGAGACAGAUUUUGUUUCCAGAAAUAUAAAAUUUCAGCAGUUGGUCCAGCAAGUAGCCCUGGGCACCCUGUUGCAUUGUCAGAACCUAAAGGAUCAGCUCUCCACAUACAGUAAAGGCUUCUUGAAUUCCUCCGAGCUCUCUGAACUUCCCGCUGGGCCUGAGACCGAAGGCUCUCUCAAGGAUCAGCUAGCCUUAGCAAUUGGGAAACUGGGAGAAAACAUGACCCUUAAACGAGCUGCAUGGGUGAAGGUGCCAGCUGGGUUCUAUGUUGGCUCUUAUGUCCACGGAGCAAUGCACAGCCCCUCGCCCCACAACCUGGUGCUGGGGAAGUACGGGGCCCUGGUCAUCUGCGAGACAUCUGAGCGGAGAGCAAACCUCGAAGACCUUGGCCGCCGCCUCGGGCAGCAUGUGGUGGGCAUGGCCCCUCUCUCUGUCGGCUCUUUGGAUGAUGAGCCUGGGGGAGAGGCGGAAACCAAGAUGUUGUCUCAGCCAUACUUGCUGGAUCCCUCCAUCACAUUGGGACAGUACGUGCAGCCUCAAGGGGUGUCUGUAGUAGACUUUGUGCGGUUUGAAUGUGGAGAAGGUGAAGAGGCAGCAGAAGCUGAAUAG
Puma concolor (puma) is the source of this 642-nucleotide messenger RNA. The record is from RefSeq and is a predicted model, not a curated record. Lineage: Eukaryota; Metazoa; Chordata; Mammalia; Carnivora; Felidae.